Molecule: messenger RNA, 1441 nt
Organism: Aegilops tauschii subsp. strangulata
Lineage: Eukaryota; Viridiplantae; Streptophyta; Magnoliopsida; Poales; Poaceae
Biological process (GO): negative regulation of DNA-templated transcription
Source: RefSeq, a predicted model, not a curated record
UAUCACCAUCCCACACGCGACAAUAUACCAACAGCACACUCGCAUAGUCGCAUUGCACGCAAUCAAUCCCAAUCCCGGCUCGCCUGCACACCACCGGGCACCGGAGCCAAGCUUUAUACACCCCGCCAGCGUACACGCCGACGUAGCCUCGCAGAGCUAAGCUGAACUAUAUAUCCUAGCUAGCGUACCGGCGAUGUCGUCGACGGGGGCGCGCAGGGGCGGCGGCAGCGGCGGCGGGCACUUCCCGGUGGGCCGGCGCCGCCACGUGGCGGUGGUCGACACCGGGUGCAGCUGCCGCCCGCGCCGCCCCAGGAUGCUGCUCAGCCUGCCGUCCUUCCUCAAGCCUUCCUCCGCGAGCAAGACACCGGCGGCGCCGGCGAGGAGCACCAGCUCGUCCAGCCUCUUCCCGUCGUCCUCCUCCACCGCCUCCUUCUCCACCAGCUACGCCUCCUCCAACUGCUCCAACUACUACUCCUCCUACCAUGGCUUCGGCGCCGCUCCCAAGCUGCAUCAGCAGCAAGAGCACCUUCCCUCCGCCAAGGAGGCGCCGGCUGCGACGCCGGCCUCGCCGGUCAGGAGGCAGCCGGCGAGCAUGAAGAAGAAGCAGAAGAAGAGGUACUACGUGGAGAACAAAACAGCUAUGGCGGAAGCGGGGCCGGAGGAGGACGUGGGGCUGGCAGUGGAGAAGGACUCGUCGGACCCGCGCGCCGACUUCCGGGAGAGCAUGGUGCAGAUGGUGGUGGAGACGGGGCUGUGCAGCUGGGACGACCUCCGCAGCAUGCUCCGCCGCCUGCUCGCCCUCAACUCGCCGCGCCACCACGCCGCCAUCCUCACCGCCUUCGCCGAGCUCUGCGCCCAGCUCGCCUCGCCGCCCCCGCCGGCGACAUCGUCGUACCACUACCAGCUCUAGCUAGCAAGCAAGCAAGCUAGCCAGCCAGCUGAGGUCUCGAGAUCCUGGUACCACCCGGCGUGCCAGCGCCGGCGUCACGCAUUCCCGGCCAGGCUGCCGGGUGGUGAUAGGAUCUCGUAGAAGAAACAAAGGUCCCUAGUACCGCUAGUACGAGCACUAGGACAAAAGCUCAUUAAAAAAUGUAGCAGUACCAGGUGUUUGAUUUCUGGAGUCUGUUCUUGUUGGUGGGUAAUUAGUUUCUUAAAUGUUUAGUUUGCUUUGCAAGUUAUUUUGGUGCUACUAUUAUUAGUGCUUAGUACGUAUUGCGAGGAGUUUGUGCUAGUGUGUGCCUAGUUAGUGCAUGGCCUUUGGUUUUGUGUGAAGGUCCAUGCAUGGACAGUGCCACUAGAAUAAUUGGUAGGGUUUGCUAAUUACGGAGUGAGUAACUAAGCUAUGUACGUAGGAGUAUGUCAAAGUCCGAGUGUAGUGUUCAGUGUUGUAUGAAGCCUUGUAACUUUGCUUGUGAAUGAGACUGUUCUAGCUUACAGUGAA